GUGUCCAAAAACAACGCACCCUAUGUUUUGUCGCAGGUUUGGUGACGUCCAACAAUCGACUUGGUCUGAAGUCUGCGGGACAGGCCUCAACACUUUUCAUGUACAACUUGGUCUCACUUUUUUGUCCAUGCCGUUAUUUCGGUAAACAUAUUGGCCGGAUAUGAGCAGAUGGAACGCUUUAUCCUGUGAUUGAAGCAAGAACGGUCGGGAAGGUUCGCCACCUAGCUGAAGCUACUAGCUAGCUGCCAAGUGGGGAAGGAAGUGAGAAGAGAAAAAAUGACAUCUCGGAGGUGGUUUCACCCCAACAUAACAGGCGUGGAGGCAGAGAACCUCCUGCUGACUCGAGGCGUGGACGGCAGCUUCUUAGCCAGACCCAGCAAGAGUAAUCCGGGGGACUUCACGCUGUCAGUACGGCGGAACGGUGCUGUCACCCACAUUAAGAUCCAGAACACGGGGGACUAUUAUGACCUCUAUGGCGGGGAGAAGUUUGCCACGCUGGCUGAGCUGGUGCAGUAUUACAUGGAACACCACGGGCAGCUGAAGGAGAAAAAUGGAGACGUCAUUGAGCUCAAGUAUCCUCUCAACUGUGCUGACCCGACCUCAGAGAGAUGGUUCCACGGUCACCUGUCGGGUCGCGAGGCGGAGAAGCUGCUGACGGAAAAAGGGAAGAACGGCAGCUUCCUGGUCAGAGAGAGUCAGAGCCACCCCGGAGAUUUUGUUUUGUCGGUGCGCACUGGUGAUGACAAGACGGACAGCAGUGACAGCAAACAAAAAGUCACGCAUGUCAUGAUCCGCUGCCAGCACGACCUCAAGUACGACGUGGGCGGGGGUGAGAAGUUUGAUUCCCUCACAGACCUGGUGGAGCACUACAAGAAGAACCCCAUGGUGGAGACACUCGGCACGGUGCUUCAACUCAAGCAGCCCCUCAACACCACUCGCAUCAACGCCGCAGAGAUCGAAAGUCGAGUUCGGGAGCUGAGCAAGCUGGCAGAGGCCACUGACAAAGUCAAACAAGGCUUUUGGGAAGAAUUUGAGACCUUACAGCAGCAGGAGUGCAAGCUGCUCUACAGCCGCAAAGAAGGCCAGAGGGCUGAGAACAAGAACAAGAACAGAUACAAGAACAUUCUACCAUUCGACCACACACGGGCGGUCCUGAACGACGGCGACCCUAACGAGCCUGGAUCCGACUACAUCAACGCCAAUAUCAUCAUGGUAGUAUCUCCUAGCAUGCCGGACGUGGACUCCAAGGCUAACAGCACCAAGGUGAAAAAGUCCUACAUCGCCACUCAGGGAUGCCUGCAGAGCACCAUAAGCGACUUCUGGAGGAUGGUGUUCCAGGAGAACUCUCGGGUCAUCGUCAUGACCACCAAGGAGGUGGAGAGAGGAAAGAGUAAAUGUGUGAAGUACUGGCCCGAAAUGUCAGCCUUGAAGGAAUAUGGUGCCAUGCGAGUUCGCAACGUGAGAGAGACGGCGGCACACGACUACAUCUUGAGAGAGCUUAAACUGUCCAAAGUUGGCCAGGGAAACACAGAGCGUACCGUCUGGCAGUACCACUUUAGAGCGUGGCCUGACCACGGCGUCCCGACCGACCCUGGCGGCGUUCUAGACUUCUUGGAGGAGGUCAACCUGAAGCAGGAGAGCAUCCUGGAUGCGGGGCCCAUAGCGGUUCACUGCAGUGCGGGUAUCGGGCGGACGGGGACGUUCAUCGUGAUCGACAUCCUGAUCGACGUCAUCAGAGAAAAAGGGGUGGACUGUGACAUCGACGUGCCCAAGACCAUCCAGAUGGUGCGCUCGCAACGCUCGGGGAUGGUGCAGACGGAGGCGCAGUACCGCUUUAUCUACAAGGCGGUGCAGCACUACAUUGAGACGCUGCAGAGACGUAUCGUGGAGGAGCAGAAAAGUAAGAUUAAAGGUCGCGAGUACACCAACAUCAAGUACUCAUUGUCGGACCUGACGGGAGGAGAGCAGAGCCCGUUGCCUCCCUGCACUCCUCUUCCCACGCCCACCUGCACAGAGAUGAGGGACGACAGCUCCAGAGUCUACGAGAACGUGGGCCUGAUGCAGCAGCAGAAGAGCUACAGAUGAGACUCGCCUUCGACCCCUCCCCAGUCUCCUGCUGGUUCCACGACCCUGACACCCGACCGUUUCUUUGCCAGCCUCACCGUGACGCCGCCGUAACCGCACGGAACAACGGACAAACACAACAGUACAACACGAGAGAGUGCCUCAUCCCGUUCUCGCUUGCCCUCGCCAGUCGAACCCCAAACCACUGUGACCUGAGAGCCCAGUCUGGGUUCAUCUGUAGUAAAAGUCACCGCAGUUAGCGCUGGGACUUAGCGCGCUGAAACAUCCUCCAUUUUUUUUUUUAAAGGAAUUAACUAAAGCUAAAUAUGUAGAUUGUCUGUAGAGUUACCUAAGGAAGUUCUGUGCCAACAUCACAUCUCAUCGUAAAAGUUUGAUUGAUGAUUGGCUGAUGACUGGAGUGGUUGUAGGACGAGAAUGAAAACAAUGCGUACUCUUUCACUGACCUCGCCAGAACUGCCUUGACGAGAAACGUGCGUCCUCUCGCGACGUCACCGCCUCAACUCGAAUGUCCAUGUCGCAGCAGUCGCGCCUCAUCCGAUUGUCUGCGGUCAUCGUCCAAUUAGAGUUCAGAGAUGUCGCUAUGACCACAUUGAGAUUUCCGCCUCAUGGCUGGCAAAACAACAACUUCCAUGUUUAUUUUUAAGUGCAUAUUACAUGUCUGUCUUAUUUUAAACAACACUUGCCUUUUGGUAAACCAUUGCCUCCUUUGAGCGCCACCGUGUGGUCGUCACAGGUGGAGUCAAAGGUGACGUGAAGCCUGAUAUCACUGUCGAUUUGCUUAGCUUAGCCUGGCAAGUGAACAGUACGGCCUUGUUUUAAAUGUAGAAAUAGUCCCAUUAGCCACAAAGCGCUGUUACCAAGGAGACGUUCGCUGCCCUUGCAAAACACUAACCCGACGAGACCAACCAUGCUUUGGUGCAACACUAUUUUAACAGUGCUAACACUAUAAAUUGUGUCCUAUUUAAGGAACGACUCAUUAAAUAGGAGACAGUGGAAUAUUCCCUUCCUGACGCGUCGAGAAUUGUCAAUGGAAUGUAAAAUGGGCCCAAAAGAAAGGCAAGUUUUCUUGCUGGAUUCUAAGCAUAGCGGGACAGAAGAGGGGUGCAAAUCUUACAUUUCCAGUUUCACAAUAAAACCCCAAUGCCUUUUUAACACAAAGCUGCAGCAGCAUUAAAUGCUGCCUUGGAGCUCCAUGGUGCCUCCUAAGGAUUGUAGUGGUAUUACAAGACAAUACAUAGUGCACCGUUUUUUUUUUUGAACAGACAGGUUAGGUAUUGAAAGUGAAAGUGUUACUCUGCUUCAUGCUAAGCUAAAUGGUGCUAUCAGUCUUUGCGUGUUUGAGAUCUGACUCAAGUGUCACUGAUUGUUUUGGACUCCCUGUCCGCCAUCAGAUGUUUCCUUUUCCGCUCAUUUCAAACAUGGCCUCAAGAUUUCUCGUGUCCAUCCUUCGCAUUGUGCUCACGUUUGCUGACCGUCACCACGCCACGUUGGAGUGCGUCCGGACGCUUCCCAUGGCAAGCUGAGAACUGAGUACGCCGUGUACUCCAAACCCGAUCGACUGAAAUGCUCCAUGGCGUGCUCGCCUCUGGAUCAUGAUAGGCCCCGCCCACAUUAACAUAGACACAUAGACACGUUUGUCAUGUGACAGAGACCACACUUCAUUUUAGUCCCGCCCCCAGUUCCAUCCCUCGGACUUGACUCUUUGCGACCCCUUCCUCCCCACCACCAGAAGCAAACAAACAAAAGUCUAUUUUUGAAGGUGUAUAUUGUACUUAGAAAUAGCCGACAAAAUAAAGUGUAUAUGCAUCAUGUCCUCUCUUGGCGGCACGCAAGAGAGUUUAUUAAAAAAAAUUAAAAAAAAAAAGCAGUUAACGUCCUCACUAAGAAUAAAAUGGCGAGCUCAU
Messenger RNA from Entelurus aequoreus (snake pipefish), 3989 nucleotides. RefSeq names its product protein tyrosine phosphatase non-receptor type 11a (gene ptpn11a). Lineage: Eukaryota; Metazoa; Chordata; Actinopteri; Syngnathiformes; Syngnathidae. Bases 277 to 2085 code for a protein of 602 amino acids. The transcript has 16 exons. The record is from RefSeq and is a predicted model, not a curated record. Gene Ontology annotation, biological process: protein dephosphorylation. Gene Ontology annotation, molecular function: protein tyrosine phosphatase activity.